UCAAUAUUUCCUCAUAAUGAUCUGUCUACCACAAAAUGAACUUUGUUCUCAGGUACGCACUUCUCUUUUCUCCAAGGAAGUCUAUUUUUAGUAAAUAUUCUUCCUCGUAUAAUUAUUCUGGCUGUUAAAUGGACUUUAUUCCAUGAUAUAACAAGAAUAAACGCUAGUGCUUCUGAUAAUAUAAAAAAAAUGGUAAACAAUGUUUGUGCCUGGUAGAACAGCAUCUCAAAAAAAAAAACCAAUGCUGCCCCAUGUAUAUGCUAAAGAUAACUAUACUUUGUUCUGCCAGCCAUGUGACCAAGAAAAUAUUCCUGUCCGAAAACCGGCCUUUGGAUACUGUGUGGACUGUAACGAGUAUUUAUGCCAGUCUUGUUAUACCUUUCACAGAAGACCCAAACCAUCACGGCAUCAUCAACUUCUUGACGAAAAGCACAUGCCACAACAACAACAACAAGGUCGUCCUACGUCAUCAAAUUCCUCUACUGCCGGACAGGGCCAGGACUCUCUAACAAAACCAUGCUCUAAACACACUAAAGAACUGAUCAAAUUUUAUUGCCAUGACCAUAAUGCACUUAUUUGCAGUGUAUGUAAGACACUUGAACAUACAGUAAAAUCCUGCCAUGUGGACUACAUACCCGAUAUAUCAGUCAAGUCUUUAAACAGCACCGAGUUCAACGAAACACUGAACGACCUGGACAGAGUGGCCGACAAAUGCAACACAAUUACAAAAGAUCGAAUGCAAAGAGCUGAAUCAACUGACCUUACUGCAGAGAUAGAAAGCUUUAGACAUGAUAUAAACAAAAGAUUAGAUGAACUAGAAGAGGAAGCAAAAUAUAUUGCAGCAGCAAUCCAAGAAGCCAACAACAAAAAGGUGAAAACAAUAGAAAAAACAUGCGGGGAUAUCAAUAAAUCUCUUCAAGCACGUGCCAAUACCCUAAAACAUCUUAAUACUACAGAGAAAGCUGACCAAUUGUUUACAGAGCUAAAACUGGCUCAGCAACUGAUUUCAGAGAGUGAAGUAUUAACAUCGCAGCUACAAUCAGCUGAAGAUCUUGAUGAAUAUGUCUUUGAACCUAAUCAAGCUAUACAAGCAAUCCUUCAAAAAGAGGCAUCAUUAGGACUUUUGAAACCUAUAAAUCCAGUACAGUCAGUCAACCAAACAAAUCAAGCUCCGGAGGCAAUCCUUCACAAAGAGCCAUCAUUAGGACUUUUGGAACAUAAAAAUCCUACACAGUCAGUCAGCCCAGAACAUAAAACUUGGGAAGCAAUAAAAUUAUCAACGCCUAGAAACAUCGAUAUCACAACAUCCUUGGAAAAACGGGACUGCUUCAUAACUGGCAUAGCUGUUUCUCCUCAAAACCAAAUAUUUUUAGCAGACUAUAACAACCAAUUCAUUAAAAUGAUUGACAACGAAAGUGGAGAAAUCACUCAUACUAAACUUAUAGCAAGCCCCUGGGAUAUAACAAUCAUCAGCAGAGAUAUGCUUGCUGUAACUUUACCAAACAUGGAAAUUAUUCAGUUCGUCUGCUUCGCCUCUAAGAAACUCUCGCUGAAAACCCGAUGGAAAGUAGAUGGACUCUGCUUCGGAAUUAGUCAUCAUCAGGAAAAACUUGCGUUAACAUUUACAUCACCAGCCAAACUCCUUAUUAUGGACUUCAAAGGUACCGUCCAAGGUGAAGCUAUCAAAGAUUCCAGUGGCGGUGAUAUUUUUAGCUCUCCUAAACAUACCAUCGCAAACAGCCAAUCAAUUUUUGUAACUGACUGUAUUAAGAAUGCAGUUAUAUGGUUUAACUGGCAAGGUGAAAUGAUCGGCACUUAUGAUGGGCUUGAAGAGCCAAGUGGUAUAACAAUGUUAGAAGAUGGAUCCUUAGUAGUGAGCGAAUAUAACGGAAAUCGCAUAUUGAGAGUAAGUGGUGACCUCAUAGAUGGUGAAACUAUACUCGAGGAUAUAGUCAAUCCUCAUGCUGUAUGUUGGUGUUCUGAAACCAGGAUGCUUUAUGUAAGUAGGUACAGGACUGGAAGUAAAGACAAGAACAAUCAUAUUCUAUUGUAUGAAACAAUAGAGAAUACUUGACUCAUGAGACAGGUCGUGACAAUUGAAGCAGUUGCGAUAAAAAAAAGUGACUACUUAAUGGUGUGGUUCAAUAACAUGUUAACCACACAAGCACUCUAGAGUUCAAUGACAAUGACAAAUUAAUUGCAACAGUGUUACUGUACAAAAGACUUUUUAAGUUUUUCUAAGCCAGAUAAUAUAUAAUCGGAAAAAAAUGAAGGCGCAUAUAAAAACACAGAAAUGCUAAAAAAAAAAACACACAAGAGGGCGCUGGAUCGCUCACCUGACAAACUCAGAAAUAAUGUUACCUUCUUAAAGCCAUUUUGUAAAAAACAGCUCUGAUCAAUUGUCCAUGCUGUUCGCUAUCAGUUUCUCUAUUCGUAAUAAAGUUUGUUAGCGAACAGCAUGGAUCCUGAUCAGACUGCGCGGAUAAAAGUAAAAGUGAGUACAGUGUUAAAGAAUUGUAUAAUUGUGAAAUGUAAUUGAAUAUUUGAUUGUUGAAAAGAUUAUUAAACAAUUAGCGCCUAUAAAACUAUUUAAAUAUUGUCAGAAUAUUAUUGUACA
This is a messenger RNA of Ruditapes philippinarum (Manila clam), 2617 nucleotides long. RefSeq lists its product as uncharacterized. Gene Ontology annotation, cellular component: chromatin; nucleoplasm. NCBI's taxonomy places the organism in Eukaryota, Metazoa, Mollusca, Bivalvia, Venerida, Veneridae. The transcript is spliced from 2 exons. Gene Ontology annotation, biological process: positive regulation of DNA-templated transcription. Gene Ontology annotation, molecular function: zinc ion binding; ubiquitin-protein transferase activity. The record is from RefSeq and is a predicted model, not a curated record. Bases 200 to 2074 code for a protein of 624 amino acids.